This is a messenger RNA of Centruroides sculpturatus (bark scorpion), 874 nucleotides long. Its product is annotated as zinc finger protein 423-like. Lineage: Eukaryota; Metazoa; Arthropoda; Arachnida; Scorpiones; Buthidae. The record is from RefSeq and is a predicted model, not a curated record. Bases 35 to 514 code for a protein of 159 amino acids. The transcript has 2 exons.
GAAGAUUCUCCUAAUUUAUAUUCAAUCUGAAUUUAUGUAUAAAUUUACAAUUUUUGGAAAAAUUCACAUUUAUCCUUUGAUAGGCGGAGGAAGGAUCACGAAAAGAGGAUAUCAUAAACUACGAGCUGAGCCUGUGGUUUCCGAGGAAAAGCCAUCGUUGGUAGCGAGUGAAGCCGAUACGGAUGGAACGAGUUCUUAUUCGAGUACCGAUUAUUCGGACUACGAACAAGAUGACGAAGAAAAUACCGACAGUGAAUACGAGGAAGCUCUGACGUGCAAUGUUUGCGAUAGAUCUUUCCGAUCCACUCGCCAUUUGGAACAGCAUCAGCAGAAAAAGCGGCAUUUUGGUUGUUCCAUAUGUGAUUCAAUUUUUCCGAAUCUGAUGGCUUUGGAACAUCACAAGGAAUCGCUAGAUCACUGGUCGGAAGACGAAGGAAAUGUUAAAGAUAGCGAAACUGACGACGACAGCGAAGAAGACUGCAAAAGAUCCGAAGAAAUGGAAAGAUUGUUGUAAUUUAGAUUUCCAAUUUAACAAGCAAAGAAAAACAAGAUGUAUCGCUUAAAAUUGUCGUGCUUCUACUUCCUUACUCCAUUAAUGAUAAUGUGAGAGGUCGACUAUAAAUAUACAUAUAUACAUACAUAUAUAUAUAUAUAAUUAUUUGUUGAUAGAAUCGUUAAAAGUAAUAGUUGAAUUUUUGGAGAUGCAAAUAAUCGACCUACGUAUCUUGUAAAAUAAUAUUCCCUAUUAUCGCUAUAUCGCAGAAAAUUCUUUGUAUGUUAUCUGUAUAUGCAUAUAUCUAUGUUCGAUUGUAAAUUACUACAAGUAAUAAUGUUCUAAUGUAUGUUGUACGAAAAAUAAAAUUAAGAUAAACUU